Molecule: messenger RNA, 10019 nt
Organism: Paramuricea clavata
Lineage: Eukaryota; Metazoa; Cnidaria; Anthozoa; Malacalcyonacea; Plexauridae
Source: the annotation of a GenBank genome assembly
AUGCAUCGCACAGCAACGGCUUGCGAUGAUCCUAAGAGAGGAGAGGGAGAUGAAUGGUUUGUCCGUGACGAAUAUUGUCGAGUAAUUCAUGAUUUGGAAAAAGAUACUGCAAAUAUUCAACCUAACCACAUUGUGUUUACUGUACUUAUACCACACAAAGGCUUGGACAUGUCAAGAUGGCAUCAGUUUCUUGUGGGAGUUAUGUCAUUUGAAGUCGAUGUUUCAAAUGUACAACGUAAGUACUGACUAUACUGUAUUACAUUUUUUCAAUGUUUUUUGCAUGCAUUGGAUGUAUACAAAUAAUGAAUGUUUAUGAGUGCAAUGGUAAGAAUAUUUUCAUGAGGUGAAAGAUGGAAUGUUCCAUUCAACGAGGCGACAGCCGAGUUGAAUGGAACAUUCCAUCUUUCACCGAGUGAAAAUAUUCUUACAAUUGCACGAAGAAACAUUCAUUAUUUGUUUUAUAUAAUACCAAAAGUCCAGAACAGACUAAUAGAUUCGUAUGAGAAGCAUUUUGAGGGAUGCGAUUUAUCGAAAACACAAAGAGUGCAAUUGUACUAUAUACGUUUUAUUCCAUUGCACUCGCGGAGAGUGCAAUGGAACGCGUUCCAUUGCACUCUUGGGAAAUGGAAUUUUCUAUUCAAUAUCACGUGACCAUAAACAGCCAAUUAAACGAUUAGAAUUUAAUAAGGUAUUAUAUAAUACAGUAUGUUUAUACCUCUUUCCAAGAGGUUAUGUUUUCACCUUAUUUCGUUUGUGUGUGUGUAAUGUGUGUGUUUGUUGCAUUACUAUUUAUAGACAUGACUUUUUUUUCGUGAAAGAAGGAAUCAGUGCAUUUUUCAGUGCGAAAUGAAUGAAAUAACGAAUCCAUUUUUUCACUCUAAAGCUACGUUUACACGCUGCGAUUAAUCGUGUUACGAUUCGUUUUCUGGCGUAUGUCAUUGAGUAAACACGCGUAAGCUGGCUACAUUUGAAAUUUCUUUUUAACGAAACGGCAAUGAAUUAUAUGGCGCCAGCACUCGUUUUAAUACGCCAGAAUACGAAUCGUACACGACAAAUCGUAACGUGUAAACGUAGCUUAAGUCAUGACUUACAUCAACCAAUCACAUUAUACAAAUAAGGUUAUAAGGUUAAAAACCCACCGUAAAAUAUCACCGUAAAAAUCAUCUAAGUAAAACUGUAGAAGUGACCAUCAUUGGGUAAGAACAAAUCGACUAAGCCUGGAUAGGAAACGACUAUAAGCUUGGCCUUGGGUGUGAAACGGUAAAAGUACGAACACUGUAGGCGUAGCGAGGUAACAAUGCGAGCACUGUAGUUUACGUUACGUAAGCGAAGGGCCUUUACCUCAGACGAUAACAUCAAAGUUCUUUUUGUCUUUUUCAGGUAGCUAAAUCUUUUACACUCGAAAUUUAAAUAUUUACAGUUUUAGCCGAAAGCGCAAUGGCUUAUCUACAGUAGUGCUCAGGGCCGUCGAGGGGGGGGGGGGCAAAUUGCCCCGGGCCCCCAGGUUCCACUAGAAUUCUUUUGUUGGGCCCCAGUCAUUUUUUUGGGUGAAAUAUUUCCGCGCAAAGGGCAAGAGGCAAGAUAUUUGUUUUUUGGGGGGCAAAGUAUACCAAAAUUUGGCAUUAAAAAUUGAGGUAAAGUCGCUGGAAAGCAAUUACAACGUACUCGUCCGGAAAAAAAUUUUCGAUGGACUAAAUAUAUCAAUGGACCAUUUGCAUUAUAGACUAAAUUUUGAUCUAGACAAAAAUUUCAUCACAGCUUGAAAGCGCAUCACAAAAUUAGUAAUAUUCCAAAGUUUCGUUGCGAAAUGUUGUAAAAUGCGGAUAAUAUAGCCUUGCGAAAUUUGCAAUUUUCAGUCAUUUUGUAUUACAAACGGGAAAUUGAUGCCCCAACACCCGAUUGGGCUGUCAAUUUCGCGUGCGUAAUACAAAAUCAGGGCCCGCGGAGCGUAUUAGAGAGUGGGGGGGCUAAAGGGUGCUAAAGGGUGAGGUUUAAUUAAUUUAGAAAGUUUCAUUUAGAUUUCUAUUUUAAUAAUUUUGGCUGUCAAAAAAAGUGGGGGGGCUAAAGCCUCCCCAGCCCCCCCGUCUCCGCGGUCCCUGCAAAAUGACUGAAAAACGGCAAACUUUGCAUGGCUACAUUAUCCGCAUUUUACAACAUUUCGCAACGAAACUUUGGAAUAUUACUAAUUUUGUGAUGCUCUUUCAAGCUGUGAUGAAAUUUUUGUCUAGAUCAAAAUUUAGUCUAUAAUGCAAAUGGUCCAUUGAUUAACGAUGAAUGGCCGCGUGUCGAAAACCAGAUCGUAAAGGAUACAAAAAAGUCAUUAAUAACCUGAACGAGUAAACACUACUUUUUCGAAUUAGAAAUUUAGACUGCGUUCCUUGAAAUAACAACUUGCAAGCUUUGUGAUAUUUCUUUACACCCGUGGCGUUUUAAAAUUACACGACCAGGCCGAAAAUAGCUGUAGUUAACAUGUCAGUUUUAUGUCACAUGGUUACGAAGUUCAAACUGUUUACAACUUUCAGUUUAGCUGUUCAUUAUCGAUGUAUAUACUUUGCAUGCUUUAUAUUUCAAGAUAUGUGUGUGACAAUUAUUCAAAUUUAAGCACAACGAAAUCAUAAUAUUACCGCUAUGGUCUAGGCUCUAGCGCUAGCGGGUUUAGUGAUAUACACAUUAUUUCGAGGUAAAUUGUUCUUUUUCACACUUUGAAAGGUAUUCACGCCACAGAUUUCUGUUGUGAUGGCUUUUUGUUUCUUUUAGUUUGUAUAUUUAGCUCAUUUUUAUUCAAUAUUCUUUUUUAGGUAUUAAAUACGAUUUAAAUUUACUCGAUUUACUUUACGAUUUUUUAGCAUUUAUUGUGACAUAAAACUGACAUUUGAGCAAAGAUUAUUUUGGAGACUUCGAGUAGGUCGCGUAAUUUUGAAAACGGGUGUAAUAACUCGAAAGAUUUCUUUACAAUCUAUACGUUUCAGUACUUUGUCGCUCCAAAAAGACACUCUGCACACGUAAAUAUGUGGCCACACCCACAGGCCACAUUAUGUUAAAGCAUGCAUGUGACUCGUGUUAUAACACAUUCGUCAAACACGCGACAUUUCAUUACAGGGCCAGCCACUUUCAGCUACUCGUUUCUUAGCAGAAACAUAUAAGAAGUUGUAACACGUACAGUAAGUCUAGAAAAUGUACAGCAUCCUUCCUAGUGUUGUACUUGAUUUUACCACAAUAAUAAUUUAGCAGAAUCGUUUCCUUUUACAACUACAGGAUCCUAUCCAGGAUUCUCAGAAAAAAAUAUAAAUUAAAUUCCUCUAGGACGAAAUCUGUCAAUCAAUCUAUCUCAGAUGUACAUCACUAGUGCUCAGGCAACAGAAAUAUUCAGACACUAAUCAUCAUGCCAACCACAUUGACAAUAUUUCUUGUGUAUUGGAUACUUUAAAAAAAUGAUUUAUCUGCUGUACAUAUCUGCAACACUUAACCGAAAUAUUAAUGAAAUUAAAAUGAAAAUAGUAAAGUUACUUUUUAUUUACUGCAUGUAUAUCUAAAAAUAUCUGCGACCUGCGCUGAAAAGUUCUUGAAAGCUUCAUAUCAAUGGAACGUAUUAAGAAAUUCAUUUAGAUUUUAGAUCGUGGACAGUAGGCUUUCUUUGGCUUGACAGAGAAGAAAGGACAACAUUUUGUCGUUAUGCCAUUAUAGUAAUACCAGCCACAGCAGUGGUAGUGUGAUUUUUUAGUGUAAAUUUUACCACAGCAACAGAUUUGUGUUUUGGGAUUGUAAAUCAGGUUACCACAGUCUAGAAUUAAAAAAUAUUAAGUAAAAUAUUAAAAAUGUUAUGUAGCAAGAAAAAGUAGGACAGGAGCAUUGUGUUAGUUACCAAUAGACCUUUUGAAUGAAUUGGUGACGUGACCCAUUUCCCUCCAAACGAGCAGUUGUGUCAAACUGAACCACGGAAAUGAAAACCGCACCUCAAUAUUAGUAUAGAAUUGCAAAGGUUUCAGCCUUUAAUAUGCACUAUGGACAAAAUGGUAAUUCAAUUUUAUUUUCAAAAUGUUCUUUUUCCCAGAGCAUUUUUACCAAACAACUCUCAAGAAAAUUUUCAAUAUUAAAUUGACUGCAGUUCUUCCAUAUUGGAUAUUAAAAGCUGAAACUUUGCAAUACGCUCUUCCGGAAAGUACGUCACCUUGGUUCUUGAGCCUCGUUAUCGUGUGUGUACCAAUUAAAGCCACGCGUCGUAAUCACGAGAACGAGGCUCUAUAGCCAAGGUGACAUACUUUCCGUAAGCGUGUAUUUUACUGCUAUUGAGGUGCGCUUUUCAUUUCUGUAGUCAUUUUAACACAGCUACUCGUUUUAAUGAGAAUGGACAUGCGCCUAUUUCGGGGUUUUAGAUUCGCUACCGACACAAUGUUAAUCCUUAUGCCCAACUUAUAUCUUUGCACAAAAGGCCUGUUUAAAGAAAUGAAAGGAUCUGGCUCUCAGUCUCAGUAGCUAAGAUCUGAUCUAGACUAGCCUGCGCAGCUGACGAUUUUAAGGUGUUCCUAGCACGACGUUGUUUGAAUCAACGUCAUUUUGCUAGACUACGACAUAGUCUGUGCGUGUAAUGUAAUUAGCGCCCUCAUUUCCGCCCACGAGCGUCUGUGACGCAGGCUACAUUUUGCCUGCUGAGUGAGACGCGGGCAGCGAAAAUUAGGGUGGCGAACCCCAACCUUAAAACCGCCAGUACGCAGGCUACAUUUAGACAGGUGCAUGCAUGUAUGUGGUUUUGACAUUCAAGAUUUUUUAUAAACCCCAUUUAAGGUGAAAAUAUAAAGAUAUGUAAAUUAUUUUCUACUUACAAAAGUACGGACAAUAUGAGUAUUCAAAUCCACAGGCCCAGUGUCCACCAGCUUUGCAAACACUGAAGAUAAUAAAUUUAUAUGAUUAAAUGUUAUAUGAGUUGCGCAUGCGUAUCAAGCUUAUAUCUCAGAAAACGUCUGAGCCCAAACUCGAGUCGAACCACGUAACCUGCUUGGAUAACUGGACAUACGCCCGGCUAUAACCAUUGAGUUACAAGGUCUCGGAUGGCAGGACAAGGUUACAUGUAUAUUGUAUACUAGUUCGUGUGUUAUAUGUGCAUGAUUGUAUAUGGUUGUGCUAGCUUGUAUAAUGUUACAUAAUACGAGUUGCAUAUGCAAGGGUGUGCUAAUCAUCCUUACUUGUAGCUGAGAGCUAAGCUGAAUUACGAAGGACGCAGCUCAACCUGAUCGAGUUGAAGCUUUCUAAGCGUGCUUUUAGUAGACACCAGUGCUGAAAGGAUCAGUUUGGAGCUAAUUUUAAGUUUCAGAAGAUUUAAUUAUACCCCCCAUUUCAUACAGUUACAGCGUACAUCACUACCAGGUUUACGCCAUACACCAAUAUCCAAAUGACAUACUGUAAAUAGGUUAAUAUAGAUUCUUGUUAUCGCAUUUCUACCUUUUUAGUUUUGUUCUAACUGCCUGAAGGGCGACAUGACGCGAUGUGUGAUUUAAAUUGGUGUGUAUACCGAGGGAUGUAGCUACUUGAAUUUCAGAAUCCCUACAUGCUCAUGGACUAUGUGACUUUUUGAGAGAUUUCCAGCUGAUUUUAAAAGAUAUUUUUAGCUAUAUAUUGUGAUUUUAAGGAGAUUUUUAGGAUAUUGAAAGAGAAUGUGUGGAUUUUGCAAGUGAUUUCAGAAUACGGCGGACGAUUUUUAUUUUGAGGAAAGUGCAGCUACACCCCUCAUUUUUUAUUGUAUGUACAGAGAAGUAAAUUAUCUCGCCGAGGAAGCAGGAAAAUAUGUAAAAGAAGUUUAUAGUUUUGACGGUUCUUUUAGGUGGGACGAUAAAAAAUUGCGCCGCGUCACCUUUAAGGCAGGAGUACAUUAUAAUUAUUGUUCCUGUUCACUGUGCUGUUGUCAGAGUCAAAAACUUUUCAGUUGGAAUUGUAUAGCUUUGAAUAGCUUUCACACAUUUUGAAUGGCUUUCACAUACUGGUGCAGCCAGGUUCUUAUUUUUUUUCAACCGCAGGUUUCCUUAGAGUACCCAGGAUUUCUCCUGCAAUAACCCCCGAACAUGCAUGCAAUACGUAAUCGCCCUUAUUGGAACUCUGGAAUUUCUGCAUGGUUUAAUAAAUAAUUGUACGUCAACUUACAUCCUUUAUUUUUUAGUACGUCAGGAUCAUUUUGCACUAAGGCAGUUUCAGUUUUCAUAUCUUCCGUUGUUUGCUCCACGUCAUUCGAUGUUUCGUCUUGAUACUCUUCAUAUUCAUCUAGAAAAGUGAAAUUUGAUCGUUAUUAGAUCGAGGAUGAUUUAAACUAGCGUUAAAAUAACCAUGAAAAAGUAAAAUUGAACAAGUUAUUCAAUUGAAUGAAAUUUCAAUAGAAAGUUGUCGCCAACGGUUUUGAAAAACACCAUGAUUUACAACAGACGAAUAUUAUUAUAGAGCUGUAUAGCUUAUUAAGGCUUAGAUUGUUUUGUUGCGCGGAAAUUUAGUGUCUUUAUUAAAAGUUUUCUUAUAUCAUAUCCCAGACAUGUUACUGCAUGUACACUCACGGAAACUGUUUCAACAACAUACCAGCUUUAGCAAUGGCAAGGCCAGUCAUCAAAAGAAAGGCAAGAACGAAUAAAAGUCGUGUAUUCAUAUUGUUGGUUUCGUUACUGGAUUUCUUGUGCAUGGUGUUAUCUAACACUGCUUUGCUUUAUCAUGAUUUCGGCUCAAACAUCGCUCCUUUUAUAUACACACGCGAAUUAGUAAUUAAGUCUUUGUCUUUGACUUUGAAAAUCUUUUUAGUACAAAUGAGUCAAAUAAGUUCAAGUAUUUUGAAGAGCAAGCACUUCAUUUUCCAAGGUCCUUAGCUUGUCUUUGUUCUACUUCCAUUAUUUUCUUUCAGAUUGUUCAUGAAAGCAGUCAUUUAGAAAUAUCCUGUAUUUUGAUAUCUUUAUAUCCAUGCAGUAAUAAUAUGUAGGCACGAAUUUGGGAAAAUAGAAAUCAGCAAAUUUUGGUGAGAAAACUGACAUUGUUUUCAGCAUGGUGACAGUAUAUGAAAGUCGAUCAUGCAGGGUAUAUUUGUCAUAUAGUUCGAUACUGAACUGCAGGCAAAUCUCUCAUUAAAGUAUUCCUCCUCCAAUUAACAGCUGUAGUUUACUCCAACUUUAUAGCAUGUUUUCCUCCCAUAACACUAUAGACUAAUAAGGAAUGGCUUGCACUCGAGCGAGAACAGGUUAUAGAUAUAGCACUGAUAAGUGAUAGAGUUAUGUAUAAAUAAAUAUAUUUAAAAGUAACUUAAUUAACUAUAUUUUUAUAUUCUCGAAAAAGGUACUUUGUUUUGUGUUUCCUACUAUGCACCGAUUUGAAACAUAGUUGUAAUAAUUUUUUCCCGAAAUUAAUUUCAAUCAAGGUAUAACCACGGCCGCCUUAUAGAAAAACGUCACGACUUUGAACAGUUUUACAAAGUAUAAAUAUAUAAUAUGAUCAUAUAUUCUCAUUUAGAAAUUAAAUCUUAAAAAUACCGAGGUUUAUGCCAGAAUUAGCAAAGCCUCGUUUUGGUGCUUUUUGCUUAUUUGAAAGGGCUAUAAUCUGGCUUGCAUGAAUUGUUUUCAAUCUUAAACUUGUACACUUUGCCUUAAUAUUAUAAGCAGACUCUGUUUUGCAGACUCUAUUAGCCUGGUAAUCCGUAAAGAAUAAAAUAAUGCAAACUAGUUUUCGAAUCGGCCUAUGGCUAUGAAAUGUUCAUCGUCGGCGAAAUAGAAAGUAUAUUUUCUCAUUGUCAACGUUAAUUCAUCUGCAUGGAAGAAAUACAUAUAAUAUGAUAUAAAUAAAAAGCAAAAACAAAUAAGACGAACAACAUAUAAUAAAUUAUGUUCAGUUCAUUAUACAAAUAAGUGGAUACCUUUUUAACCUAUAUAUGGUGAUAACAUAGUUAGGCCUAUCGUUUUACAAUAUCCAAGUGUUAAAAAGGUUAAUUACCCCACCUUUGUGAAGUACUCAUCAUGCAAUAUACAAUUAAUAAUAUGAUCUAAUUAACUAUAUUUUGCAUGCUUGCUUUUGUAAAUUUUUGGAACUUGUGAAAAGCAUGCUGUAUACGCGGAGAAAUUCAUUUUAAUAUAAGGGAUUAUACAUAAAUAUAGUAUUUUAGUAUAAUGGAUAUGCCAAUAACAUAAUAGUUUUUCUGAAAGGUUUUACACAUAUUAUUUAAAAGUUCUUUAAAAUAAGUUAUAAGACAAGCUGAUUUUAUAUUUACCGUAUCUGUUUAAAAUCUACAUCGUAAUUUUCAUACUCUAUAUUUGGAUUCUAUCAGUUGUGACAAUGCAUGUAUACAGUAUAUGUAAUAUGAGCAUAAAUUUAUAAUUUUGUCUUCAUCAUGCAUGCUGAAAUCUUAAUAUCUCUGAAAUUCAUUUAUAGCAUUCAGCAUGAAUUAGUAAAAAAGGAAUCAUAUAAAGUAUCUCAAACUUUUGUUGUUGUGCAUGUCUUAUCUUCGGGAUUGUAUUGACAUCUUGACUAUCACAAUGUGAUAAUUGAGCUUAGUGUCGCUAUUGCGUGCAUUAAUGCACUUCAGAUCCUUCAACAUGAGUGACUUUCAUUGCUGGCAAAGUUCUUCCAGAAUUUUUUUAGUGGCAAUUUAUCUAAGUUUUUUUCAUAUUUAAAGUACUACUUGAUUCCCACUUGUUGUAUCGCUCAAAGUUAUCUUUUCGAAAAGGAACUAAUCAAUAAGGAGUAUUAUUCAAAUUACGUAUUCAAAGAGCGUGAGAAAUCAGUACCAGUUUCUGACCGUGGGCGUUAUGAAUGGUUAAUGGUUAUAGAUUCAUGUUUCGCUGUUCGAUUGCUAACCCUAACCACUGACUCUAACCCAUGAUUGAACAGCGAGAUAUGAAUCUAUAUCCGAUUAACGACAGGUUUUAUGAUGUAUUUAAGUACAGUCAUGCCUAUUGGUUACUUUUGCUAUAUUUAAAGGACCAUUCCGUGUGUUCUUGGAUUUGGUUACCAAUUAUUUCGGCCAAAAAUAGUGGAGGGUCGUGAUGGGGAGGGAUUCCAAAACUCAUUCCGAAUAUUUUUUCCGAAACUCAUUGUUCAUACACCUAUUGACAAAUAAUCAUCCAUUGAAGUAGAAUAUAAUCCGAAUUCGUGCGAAUGAAUUGCUUCAUUGAUUGAUUGAUUGAAAUUUGAAGCAUGACAUGCAGUGCUAUAGGUGAAAAAAUGACUCAUACAUGCACGUGCUUGAUUUUAUAUAAUUCUGGCCUAAACUUACUUUCUAAAAAAUACUCAGGGUUGUCGCAUUUCCGGUUCUCUUCAUCUUUUCGGUGACAACACAUAAAGGAAGCACCUCUUUGAACGAGUGUGGUGUUUACAUGCCACAAGCAGUUUAACUCAGUUGCCAUGGAUAUAUUGUUAAGUACCUAACCGCAAUCUUCUACAACUUCGUGCAGAUUUUUAAAGCAUUCAAAUUUUUUAUCACCGUACAGAGCUUCUUUCUAUUUUCGUUUUUAACAAAUAUUACAUGCCCAUGGAUUCGUCCCCGUUCUCAGUUUUGAUUGCAGCGUAUUGGUCGCCAUCAGCUGCUGCUCGCGUUAUUUGAUUGCAGUAUUUAUACUCUCUGUGUUACUGUAAUAAAUUAUAUAUUUCACGACAUUUUGGUAUUAUUAAUGUUUGGAGAUUGUUGACAUAUACUAGCUCAUGCUUACAAUAUUUUGGGAUAUUGUUUAAAUCUAUGAACAUUAACACUUUAUUUAAUUUAUCAAUUAAUUAUUCCAAUUAAUUAUUAAUCGGUGAAUUAACCAAUAAUUUAGACUUUCAACAGAGAUGAAACUUAAUGGUAUAUGUUUCAUAUAACGUAGUGAGAACUACUUUUGUGUUACUCCAAACCCAACAGCGCAAACAUUCGCAGACAUAUUUAUUUUAUCUGUCAUAUUGUUUCUGUUUUCUCAGGAGCAGAACAUCCGAUUGUGACACUGGACAUGCGUCUUGGUGCGAGAGAUAACUCUGACAAGUCAUGGAAAGAAAUAGCUAAGUCAAGAGAACAACGAGAACAUAAUUGCAAAAAG